AUGGUAUUUGCCAUCAAGGAGAUCAAUGAAAAUCCCAGGCUCUUGCCCAACGUCACCUUGGGUUUCCGUAUCUAUGACAGCUACUUGAAUCCAAGGUGGACCUAUCAUGCCACACUUCAUCUUCUUUCUCCCUGGAAAAGAUUUGCUCCCAACUACAGAUGUGACAGUCAAGAUAACCUGUUUGCAAUUAUUGAAGGAUUUUUCUCUGCAGCUUCAUCCCAGAUCCCGAGUGUUUUCGGCAUGUACAAGAUUCCUCAGCUCUCUUAUGGCUAUGCUUCACCAACUGUGGAAGACAUUCAGUUUGUUUCCUUAUACCAAAUGAUCCCAAAUGAAGCCCUCCAGUACAAGGGGAUUCUGCAGUUACUUCUCCAUUUCGAUUGGACAUGGGUUGGAUUCUUUGAUUUUGGAAUUCAUAUGAAUUCAGAAUGGUUUAUGGAGCAUAUGGUUCCUGAAUUUUCCAAGAAUGGCAUCUGUUUUGACUUCAUAGACACAGCCUUUAAGUACGGUAUGGAUAAAGGAGUCAGAGAACUAAUGAAGUGGUUUGAAAAAGUGAAUGAUAAACUCAUGAAGACCCAAGCCAAUGUUUUGAUUUUUUAUGGAGAUCAUUAUUCCAUAAUUCUUUUCAGAUAUUUUCUAAGUAACACAAUGUGCAAAAAUCACUUUAAAAAGCCAAAAGGAGGAGUCUGGCUUCUCACAGCCCAUCAAGAAAUAAAAUCAAUUCCCAGCCAUAGGAACUGGAGUACACAGUACUUUCAUGGCGCAUUAUCAGUUGCCAUUCACUCAAAUAAAGUUCCGGGAUUCCAAGAAUUUCUUCUAAGAAGAAGUCCUUCCAAUAGUAAAGGAGAUGGUUUUCUCCAGGACAUCUGGGCUCUCGCAUUUAGCUGUGUAUUCCCCAAUUCCUUUUUGAGAAAUUCUCAGGACUUUAUAUCCACUGGUAACUGCACUGGAGAGGAAAAGCUGGAAAAUCUUCCUCAGCCUUAUUUGGAAACGAGCAUGACUGGCCGUAGCUAUACCAUCUACAAUGCUGUCUACGUGGUGGCCCAUGCUUUACAUGCUAUAUUUUUGUCCAAGUCUAGUAGAAGACUGAGAGAAGGAAAGAGAAAGGAGCUUCAGAAUUUUCAGCCAUGGCAGCUUCACCACUUCCUCAGAGAUGUGUCAUUUAAUAACACUGCUGGGGACAAGGUUUCCUUGGUUCAGAAGGAGGAACUGGAAGGAAGAUUUGAUGUUAUCAACUGGGUCACUUUACCAAACCAAUCUCUCAUUAAACAGAAAGUUGGAAAUAUUGAUCUCCAGGCUCCAGCAGAUCAAGGAUUCUCCAUUAAUGAGGAUAUUAUUCUAUGGGAUUAUUGGUUUAAACAGAGACGGCCUCAUUCUGUAUGCGCUGAAAACUGCCAUCCUGGAUACAGGAAGAAAAAGAAAGAGGGGAAGCCAUUCUGCUGUUACGAUUGUGCUCCAUGUCCAGAGGGGAAGAUAUCUGCUCAGAAGGACAUGGAUGACUGUUUUGAAUGCACAAGUGACCAUUAUCCAAACAAGGAACAGAAUUUUUGCAUACCCAAGGUUGUAACCUUUUUGUCUUAUGAGGAGCCUUUGGGGAUCAGUUUAGCCCUGAUUGCUCUUCUGUUUUCUCUGAUCACAGCUCUCAUCUUAGGACUCUUUACCAAGCACCACAACACUCCCAUUGUCAAAGCCAACAACAGAAGCCUCACGUACACUCUUCUCCUCUCCGUCUUUCUCUGUUUCCUGUGUGUUUUUCUAUUCAUCGGCCAACCUGGGAAGGUGACCUGUCUCCUCCGCCAAACUGCUUUUGGCAUCAUCUUCUCAAUGGCUGUUUCUUCUGUGUUGGCGAAAACAGUCACUGUCAUUCUAGCUUUUUGGACUACAAACCGGGAUCCAAAUGGGGGGAGGGGGGUGGGGAAAAGACUGGCCAAAUCCUUUGUUCUUUCUUGCACUCUUACUCAAGCAGUUAUUUGUGGUCUAUGGUUGGUGAUCUCUCCCCCAUUCUCAGAUGCUGAUAUGCAUACAUUCACUGAAGAAAUUAUCCUGAAUUGUAAUGAGGGUUCAGCUAUCAUGUUUUACUGUGUUCUGGGCUACAUGGGCUUUCUGGCCACUGCCAGCUUUUUUGUAGCUAUCCCAGCUAGGAAGUUACCUGACAGUUUCAAUGAAGCCAAAUUCAUCACCUUCAGCAUGUUGGUAUCUUGCAGUGUUUGGAUGACCUUUGUUCCAACCUACCUGAGCACUAAAGGGAAAUACAUGGUGGCCGUAGAGGUCUUCUCUAUCUUAGCCUCCAGUGCAGGCCUGUUAGGCUUCAUCUUUCUUCCAAAAUGCUACAUUAUUGUUCUCAAGCCUGAGCUGAACCACAGGGUCCAUCUUAUAAGGAGGAAACACUGA
Messenger RNA from Gekko japonicus, 2388 nucleotides. RefSeq names its product vomeronasal type-2 receptor 26-like. Gene Ontology annotation, cellular component: membrane. Gene Ontology annotation, biological process: G protein-coupled receptor signaling pathway. Gene Ontology annotation, molecular function: G protein-coupled receptor activity. The transcript is spliced from 5 exons. The record is from RefSeq and is a predicted model, not a curated record. NCBI's taxonomy places the organism in Eukaryota, Metazoa, Chordata, Lepidosauria, Squamata, Gekkonidae. Bases 1 to 2388 code for a protein of 795 amino acids.